This is a messenger RNA of Oncorhynchus mykiss (rainbow trout), 3606 nucleotides long. It is a transcript of the gene macir, whose product is annotated as macrophage immunometabolism regulator. The record is from RefSeq and is a predicted model, not a curated record. Gene Ontology annotation, biological process: negative regulation of fibroblast migration; negative regulation of cytokine production involved in inflammatory response. NCBI's taxonomy places the organism in Eukaryota, Metazoa, Chordata, Actinopteri, Salmoniformes, Salmonidae.
CUGUCAGUACACUCAUAACAACAGCCUAAGCAUUACGAAACUUCUAUUAGAUCAAAUAAGCCUCACGUAUCAAAAUAGAAAUGCAUUUUUUUAUAUUGACUAAAUUCGACACUAAAUGUCUCCCAUACAAAAACUCUUCACUUGCUUAAUAAUUAAUUAUUUGCUGAACGUGGAGAGAUUUUGGGCGGAGUAAACCUUCUCGUUUUGCCUCUUCCUCUCCGAUUUGGCUCAAAUAAGAAGAGGCGUGAACGUCGGGUGGCUUUGCUGUUGAACAGGUCAUGUCGGUAAAGAUGGAAAUGGAUGUCAGUGGCGUGUCCAGGACACCCAUCUCUGUUCUACCUGCUGCUGCAGAGGUCAAAGCCAUGCUGAAACCCGAUACAGGGGACAGGCCCCGCUGUGCCAGCACCCCCUGCUCCCCCAUCAAAAGUACUGUUUCAGGCUUCCAGAUUCUCCACAUGGACUCCAACUACCUAGUCGGCUUCACCACCGGCGAGGAGCUGCUAAAACUAGCCCACAAGUGGUCUCCCAACCCAGAGAAGACCCUUAUCACCACACCGACCACCACAACGUCAACAGCAUCAGAGGCCUUGCCCAGUUCUGUCCCCAAACCCAUGGACCUGGGCAUCCACCGGGCGUCGCGCAUCUACAAAGCCAAAAACCGCUACUACCAGCCAUACGACAUCCCCGUGGUCAACGGGCGCCGGCGUAGGCGCAUGCCCAGCUCAGGUGACCCCUACCUCAGGCCCCUGUCCCAAGGGGAGGGUGGCCCAGGGAGGGCCCUGCACCACGGCCCCCUGCCCCUCUGCCUUCUCAAGGGGAAGAGGGCCCAGUCCAAGUCCCUGGACUACCUCAACCUGGACAAAAUGAGUGUCAAGGAGCCUCCGGCCGACACAGAGGUGCUGCAGUUCCAGCUCCAGCACCUGACGCUGCGGAGCGAGCGCAUGUUCACCAGGAACAAGACAUGAAGCAACACCAGAGUCACCACCCGCCUGUUCUCUCAUCCACUCCCAUGGGAUUUGGGUGCUAUUUCCGGCUGUGCGUUUCUCUCCCUACUCAGAUCAUAGGAUAGUCCUUUAAGGGGACACUUGCGGAGACCACUAAUCUUGUUAUUAUUAUGAAUCGAGGGUGACAAACUAAGCGGGUCUCUUGACGAAAUGAGACGCAUGCUUACGUAUACGUAAAAAUCCAGUGAACACAAAUUGUUAAGUUAGUACACUGAAAACAGAGGUCGUUUUAGAUACAAAAAUGUGAAGUUCGUCAGGAUUAGCAAUAACUGGUAAACGUAUUUAUUGACUGUGUGUGUGUAUGUGUGUGCGCGCACCUUUUUAAAAAUGGUAAGGGAUGUGGUAACCAAUGCCUCUCCAACUGGCCCCUUUUUUUUCUGCAUUGGACUGCACUGUUAGACAUAUUAUGUUUUUACAGACCUUGCAUCCUCAACUACAACACACCUUUACUUUUUAACCACUUUACACCCAUAGCAAUUAGCAUUAGCCGCAGCAGUACUGCAUUCUACAUCCAUAGCAAUUAGCAUUAGCCCCAGCAGCACUGCACUCUACAUCCAUAGCAAUUAGCAUUAGCCCCAGCAGUACUGCACUGUACAUCCAUAGCAAUUAGCAUUAGCCUCAGCAGUACUGCACUUUACAUCCAUACCAAUUAGCAUUAGCCCCAGCAGUACUGCACUUUACAUCCAUACCAAUUAGCAUUAGCCCCAGCAGUACUGCACUUUACAUCCAUACCAAUUAGCAUAAGUCCCAGCAGUACUGCGCUAUACGUCCAUAGCAAUUAGCAUUAGCCAAAACAGUACUGUGCUAUACAUCCAUAGCAAUUAGCAUUAGCCCCAGCAGUACUGUAUGUAAGCUACUGUAUAUCUGUAUGUGUGUGGAUGUAUAGGGGCGGCAGGUAGCCUAGUGGUUAGAGUGUUAGACCAGUAACCGAAAGGUUGCUAGAUCAAAUCCCCGAGCUGACAGGGUUUAAAAAAAAGUCUGUCAUUCUGCCCCUGAACAAGACAGUUAACACAACUCUUCCUAGGCCAUCAUUGUAAAUAAGAAUUUGUUUCUUAACUGACUUGCCUAGUUAAAUAAAGUUUUUUUUUUUAAAUGUGAAAGCUCACUCCGCUACACUACUAUUUUGCUCUUGCCAUCACCAGGGAAAUGUGGGUUUAAUGUUAAACCACUGACUGUUACACAAUCAAAAGGUUAUUUAAAACAUAAUCCUGUAAAGGGGCAAUCUGCAGUUACUGCAUCCAUUUUUGGACUUGUAAAUUGAUGAUACUCAUUUGAUUCUUGAAGAAUAUAACUUUUAAAUGCCUCAUGAGCUUUAGUUCAACUGUCGUUGCCCAUCAGAACUUAAAAUAUAUGCUUGUUUUACCCCACUGUUUGUAAACAGUAAAUAUAAACAAACACUAUAUAUAUAUAUAUAUAUAUCAAAACAUGGUUAAAACGAUAAUUUUCCUAUCAUUGGUGGUCAGUCCUUGCAUUCAUAUCUAUGAAUUUGAGUGUUGGUUACAUUUCUGCAGCCCCAUCCCUCAGCUUUUUACCGAAACGGGGGCGGAGGAAACGCUUUCUUAUUGCUUCAACUGCUGAUUGCUGCUCUAAGAGGAUUUGUGGGGAGAGGCUUACCGUCAGAGUGCCUGAGGUGAGAUUAGCUCCUUAUAUACAGAAUUAAUCCCCUCACUCCAUUUCUCCCAGUCAGACUGAAUCCUCAGCAGGGGGUGAGGGGUUGAAUUAGGAGAUUCCAGAUUUUCUGCAUCUAGACGUUGUGUCCAUCAUUCUGAAUCCCAGUCAUUCUUUUCAUUUCCUGAAUGGGAGGGAUGGGUGUUUUAGCCUGGGUAAAAGGUUCUCAAUUUAGUUUGAUGUUUUUGCCACCCCUUCAUAAAGGUGUGUAAAGCACCUGAAACACGUACCGUAGCUAUGGAAACCAAAGGAGGAUUAUUUUGGGGUGCCCUGGGAAAACUUGACCACAUUGAAAUAUGAUCUAUUUGGGGUUUCGUAGGACACGUGACAAUCAUUUUGAGGCGUAAUCUUGGAGAACACCUUACUUGAAGUAGCCCUGACCUAAUGCCCUCAUAACACAAUCAUUUGCAUGAUAUAAAUGAUCUGAUAGUCUCUUACCAAUGACAAUUUACCUAUUAUAAGCCAUAUGACAUGUAAUGGUAACUAUACACUGAGUGAACGAAACAUUAAGGACACUUUACUAAUAUUGAGUUGUCAACACAUGACAGUAAAGUCCACCAUCUCAUGACUAGACAUUUCUGGUCUUUCUCAAUACUGUAAUUCACCAAGCGACCAAAAUGGUGACAUUUUUGGAAAGAUCACCUUUCCUCCUUCCUUUCCUCCAGACAUGCAAAACUACAGCUAGGCAGGGUAUUGGUCCAGACAUUUACACUGAGUGUACAACAUAUUAAGAACACCUUCCUAAUAUUGAGUUGCACCCCCUUUUGCCCUCAGAACAGCCUCAAUUCGUUGAGGGUGUGGACUCUAGAAGUUGUCAAAAGCGUUCCACAGGGAUGCUGGCCCAUGUUGACUCCAAUGCUUCCCACAGUUGUGUCAAGUUGGCUGGAUGUCCUUGGGGUGGUGGACCAUUCUUGAUACACACGUGAAACUGUUA